AUCUUACAAACAAAACAAAACACCCACAUAAACCCUAGGUACUUUGUUUGCAAUAAAAUCUAUUCUAAUCUAAUCUCAUCUCAUCUCAUCUCAUCUCAUCUCUUGCAUAAAUUGAUUCACAUUUCUCGCCGAUUUGUGGUUUCUCAUUACCACGUCAAUGUGCGACUGCGUGCUCCUCUGUUUAUGGCGAUUCCAUUCUCACCCGCCGUAUUAGCCACUCAGAAUAUCUGCCGCCGCCGCGCAGCCACAACCUGCGGCACUGUUUCUCGCAAUGGUAAAACCCCUCAAACCCAUCCCAAUUCCAUAUCCAUUUUCAUUUCCUACUCUUCGAUUUGCGCGCUGUCGGUGUCGAUACCUCAAUUAUUCCUCGAGGCAGGAGCUGGAGAAUCCCGGCGUUUCAAAUCUGGUGAAUAGAGUGUGUAACAUACUGUCGAAUCCGCAGGAGCCUUGGUGGAAGAGCUCGGAGCUCAAAUCCUUGUCUCGGAAGCUGAAACCCCACCAUGUUGCGAGAAUAAUCGAAUCCCGACGCAACAGCAGCACCGAUUCUGUGCUGGGAUUUUUCUAUUGGAUUUCUAAGACGUAUCUCUACAAACACGAUAUGAACUGUUAUAAGUCUAUGCUGAACAGGCUUGUUAAGGAUAAGAAUUUCGCACCGGCGGAUCAUGUAAGGAUUCUGAUGAUCAAAUCAUGUAGGGAGGAGGGAGAGAUUAGGGGAGUUGUUGAUUUCUUGAGUGAGAUUAGUAGGUUAGGAUUUUCAUAUAGUUUGUAUACUUUUAACACUCUUUUGAUUCAGUUAGGGAAGUUUGGUAUGGUGGAUGGGGCUUGGGAUGUGUAUAGGCUACUGUUGAACAGCGGGAUCAGACCCAACCUAUUGAGUUUGAAUACCAUGAUAAAUAUUUUGUGUAAGAAGGGAAGAGUUGAGGAGGCUAAGGCUAUAUUGGAUCAGAUAUAUCAGUACGAAUUGUCCCCGGAUGUGUUCACUUACACUUCCUUGAUUCUCGGGCAUUGCCGGAACCUGGAUUUGGAUAAAGCAUUCAAGCUAUUUGAUCAGAUGGUAAACAAGGGGAUUGAUCCGAAUGCAGUGACGUAUACUACUCUUGUUAAUGGAUUAUGUGAUGAUGGGAAGGUUGAUAUGGGUUUGUCGCUGAUUGAAGAAAUGAUUGAGAGUGGCAUCAAUCCAACUGUGUAUACUUACACAGUUCCCAUCACAUCAUUGCUUGCAAUUAGGCGUAUAGAUGAUGCUCUCUCUCUUGUUCCUAGCAUGAAAGAGAGAGGUUGCCAACCCAAUGUGCAGACCUAUACUGCUCUGAUAAGUGGUUUGGCAAAAUCCGGCUGGUUUAAAAUUGCAGCCGGGCUGUACCACAAAAUGUUGAGGGAUGGAUUGGUCCCUACAAAGGUCACAUAUAAUUCUCUGAUAAAUGAAUUGUGUGAGAGAGGGAGAGUGGAUAUUGCAUAUAGAAUCUUCAAUUGGAUGGAGCAACACGGUUACUUGACAAAGAGUGAAACUUACAAUGCCAUGAUAAAGGGUUUGUGUGCAAUCGGAAAUGUUGAAAGGGCAAUGAUUCUGUUUGGUGACAUGUUGAAGUUGGGUCCACCUCCAAAUGUGGUUACAUAUAACACGCUCAUCAAUGGAUAUGUUAAACGUGGCUACCUGGACAAUGGAAGGAGAUUGAUGGAGGUUAUGAAAGAAAAUGGAUGCAAGCCUGAUGAAACGACUUAUGCAGAGCUUGUUACAGGGUUUUGCAAGGGGGGUGAACUCGAUGAGGCCUAUGCUCUGUUUCAGGAAAUGAUGGUGCAAGGUUUGAGCCCAAAUUUGGUGAAUUAUACAUCAUUGAUUGGUGGCCUAUGCCAGAAAGGGAGCAUUGAUGUAGCAUUGGAUAUAUUUCAGAAGAUGCAGGAGAGCGGUUGUCGACCAGGUAUCGAGACUUACAAUGCGAUUCUUAAUGGUUUCUCUAAACAUAUUAGGUUACCUGAAGCAGAGAAACUAUGUGAUAAGAUUGUAGAAAGUGGGCUGCUUCCUAAUGUCAUUACGUACACAACAUUAAUUGACGGGCUGUGCAGAAAUGGUGGAACAAAUGUGGCUUUCAAAAUUUUCCACAUAAUGCAGAACAAGAAUUGCUUGCCAAACUUGUAUACCUAUAGCUCAUUGAUGUACGGUCUAUGUCAGGAAGGCCGGGUUGAUGAUGCCAUGGUCUUGUUCGAAGAAAUGAUGAGCAGAAAUUUGCAUCCAGAUGAGGUCACAUAUACCUUGUUGAUGGAGGGGUUUGUAUCUCUCGGACGAACAGAUGAUGCAUUUUUAUUGCUGCAGAGAAUGAUACAUGCAGGAUGCCAUCCAAAUUAUCGGACGUUUUGUGUCUUGCAGAAAGGACUGCAAAAGGACUGCCAGAUGAUUGCCGGAAAGAUUGCUGUCCAGCACCAAACCGUACAUUGUCAUACUUUACAAGAGGAACAAUUUACGUUUGAUACCUUAACCCAACUCUUAGUUAAAAUGUCGGAGAUGGGCUGUGAACCCUCUAUCGAUACAUAUUGCACCUUAAUUGCUCAAUUGUGCCGCAGUGGGAAAAGCUACAAGGCAGAUGAAUUGGUCAAGUAUAUGGAGCAGAAAGGAGUAUGCCCCAAUGAGGCAAUAUAUUGCUCCCUCCUCACUGCUUAUUGUAAUGAUUUGAGAGUUGAUGAUGCUUUAGAUAUGCUGAAUUUGCUAACUGGAAGAGGUUUCAAGCUCCCAUUGUCAAUUUAUGCUGCGGUCGUGUGUGGACUAUACAAGGGAAAACGAACACAAGAGGCCGAGCAGGUGUUCAUAGACAUGCUUAAGAAACAAUGGAACAGUGACGAGAUUGUUUGGACUGUCUUGAUUGAUGGCCUACUCAAGAAGGGUGAAUCUAAAGCGUGCUUAAAUCUUUUUGACGUGAUGAAGUCUAAGAGCAUCCCUAUUAGUAUGCCGACACAUGUGAUAAUGGCAAGGGAAUUAUCCAAAACAAAAAAGUUGAUCAAUGAGGAGGGAGUUGCUGAUACAUUGCAAGUCCUAGCCGACCAACAGACAGGAUAGCAUUUCCUGUGAGGCUUAAUGUGGAUGACUCAUUAUUGCCUUGUGGUAAAUACUUCCGACUUGAUGUCCUUCCCUCCGAAUGGGCUACAUACUGAAGAAGUAUCUAAAGCUCACCGGCUUGGAACACACCUAUAUAUGGCUGACAACUACUUCGGAGAGCCGUGUUGAACCAGCCAAGCCAAGAUUCGAUUGUUCAAUGCUCUAAGACUAAGUGGCACUCCAGAAAGUGGAUUGGAAUACUACACUACAUGGGCAAAACCGUACACAACGGUAUGUAAAUAGCGACAAGCACCGUAUAGAUCAACCCAAUAUUCCAAUUUUGAUUAGUUAGCUUGCUAAAUUUGUGAAUAGGGAGGGAGUGGGGUAUUAGUAUUAGAUGAUGAUUAUGAUGAUUAUUAUUUUUACAGUUAUAGUUAUUAUUUGGGGGGAUCCAAAGUUAUUAUUGGGGGAUUAUAACUUUGAUGAAGCAAGGACAAGGGAUAAUUCGAAAAUUUUCUUUCUUAAUUGAAGAACUUGACUUAACCAAAAUGUAUAUAUUUCCCUUUGAGGCAGCCAUUUAAUUGGGUGGGAUUGUUUGGUGUGUUUGGAUGUAGAUAGAUAGAUAGAUAGAUAUGCAGAAUCAGAUGAAUUGAAAGAUAGUCGAGGAUGACAAUGAGUAUACUCCACCCGACCCGAUCUAUUUAUUUGAGGUCGGAAUCAAUUAUUCGAGUAUAGGAUUGGGUAUAGCUAGGAUUUUGUAUACCCUAAUCAGGUCAGGGUUGGAUCCAGGGUGUAAUGUGGAGCCAAUACAGACCUGCAUCUAACUCGGACUAAUAUAUCAAUAAUAUAUUAAUUAUAUAUAUUUUUUUAAUUUUUUUAAAAAAUAUAUAAUUAUAUUAAGAUAUAUAUAUAUUUUUGGUUUGAUUUAUUUAUUAGAAUUUUAUUAUAAUAUUUUUAAUACAAUACAUAAAUUUUAAUAUAUGUUUGAAUAUUGGGUUAAGUUCAAUUUUGAGUUAAAUUUGUUAAACUUACGAAAGUAUCGUGAGUGUGUCAAAUUCAUCGGGUCUUAUUGGGCAUAUUUUGGGUUGGAUCCGGGUAUAUAGUUAGGUUUGGGUAUUAUAAGAUUUGCUUUAGAUCUUGAGUCUGUACAUGGUGUUUGGCAAAUAGCAUUUUUAAGAGUUUUAGCUUAUUGAAUAGCUUUGACCUGUUUGACCAGUUAAAAAGUUAAUUUAGUGUUUGGUAAAUUAGUUUUUUGGAAUAGUUUUUUUACGCAAAAAGUUAAUGUAUGAAAAGUUAACUAAAUAGUUUUUUCUUUAUGCCCUUAAAAAUUUAUUAUAUAUUUUGAUUAUUUAUUAAUUA
Molecule: messenger RNA, 4384 nt
Organism: Andrographis paniculata
Lineage: Eukaryota; Viridiplantae; Streptophyta; Magnoliopsida; Lamiales; Acanthaceae
Product: pentatricopeptide repeat-containing protein At5g65560-like
Exons: 2
Coding region: 272-3046 (924 amino acids)
Molecular function (GO): protein binding
Source: RefSeq, a predicted model, not a curated record